ACACUGCAUCGACAGUUCCCCUAUCCCUCUAAAUGAGUUGACACAUAUUGGUUUAGAUGCAUGCAUUGAUAAGAAGAGCAACAAGUUUGCUUCUUCAGUCGGCUGUAGACACCAGACAGAAAUGAUUACGGGACUUAUCAUUGUUCUGCACCUGACAUUGCUGAUCAUCGGGGUGCAUGGGCAGCAUGGGACGAUUUUCUGUAAGACAUGUCACUCGGUGGAUGACCCGGCCAAAUGUCACGCGAUCGAGUCAUGCAGAGGAGGGUACUGUGCGAUGGAAGUCCACCAACUGAAUGGUGUCCGCACAUACACAUUUUCCUGCAAAGACCACCACAGCUGUGAACACCACCUAUUCGGCAAGAGGGGACCGCUACAUCACGAAGAAGGCAUCCUAGAAUGCAAGCAGUGCUGUCUUUCAACGGGCUGCGAAAAGCAUUUGUGUCAUGACUAUCUCCCUGCAACGACACAUCGCCCGACCACGACACAUUUCCCGACCACGACACAUCGCCCGACCACGACACAUCGCCCGACCACGACACAUCGCCCGACCACGACACAUCGCCCGACCACGGCACAUUUCCAUAUCCAGACACAUCUCCCGGCCAGUACACAUCUCCCGGCCACGACACAUUUCCCGGCCACUACACAUCACCCGGUCACGACACAUCUCCCGGCCACUACACAUCUCCCGGCCACGACACAUCUCCCGACCACGACAUAUAUCCCGACCACGACACACGAACCAACCACUACCACUAACCAUGCAAGCACGUGUGUGAAUCUAGAGAGUACUGACUUCCGUUGUGCCGAUCUCGAUGAGUUCCACUUUUGUUCUAAUGUGAACUCCGCCAUGCACUCCAUCGCGAAGGAAAAGUGCUCGCUUCACUGCGGCUUCUGUGGUUUAAAUGGCGUUGUUACUUCGGCUACCACGAAAACCCAUCUACCAACGGAUAUUGCGACAGCGUCCACAAAAGAAACUUCGACGCUCGGCAACGUUGACAUUACCGUCAACAUGGGGACCGCCUUUACCCUUGGUGUAGACAGCACUGGUUCAGGUGCCUGUGAAGACAUAGAGGAUAGCCAUUUCCAGUGUAGCUACUGGAAGGCUCUUGGAUACUGCGCACCGGAAACCGUGCCUGGAUACCAGGUUUCCCUACUGCAGUGCAGGAAAACGUGCGACCUUUGUGAUGUGUGAUGACCUUAUAGAUUGCACAACGCUACGAAGAAUAUAACAAGUUGCAGAUCCAAUGAACAGUUGUAUGUAGCAAAAUAAAAAUCUUUAAUUUCAA
Dreissena polymorpha is the source of this 1289-nucleotide messenger RNA. Its product is annotated as T-cell immunoglobulin and mucin domain-containing protein 2-like. Lineage: Eukaryota; Metazoa; Mollusca; Bivalvia; Myida; Dreissenidae. The transcript has 8 exons. The coding region runs from base 122 to 1195 and encodes 357 amino acids. The record is from RefSeq and is a predicted model, not a curated record.